Molecule: messenger RNA, 1372 nt
Organism: Cornus florida
Lineage: Eukaryota; Viridiplantae; Streptophyta; Magnoliopsida; Cornales; Cornaceae
Product: serine racemase
Biological process (GO): pyruvate biosynthetic process; D-serine biosynthetic process; L-serine metabolic process
Molecular function (GO): serine racemase activity; ATP binding; threonine racemase activity
Source: RefSeq, a predicted model, not a curated record
CAUAGGAUAUGGGUCUCACCAGAUAAACUAACUAAAUUGUCAUUCGGGUCAAAUGGGAGGAUUCCAUUGUUGCGUGGAGAGAUGGAGAUGGAGAGAGAGAAGAUGAGAUAGGGAGAGAGAGACGUGAAGGGUUGAGUUCUUUGGAGUGGAGUCAUCUUCUCUGUGUUUCUCGCCACAUUAUUGGAGAGAUUGAAGUUGUUGGAUCUGUUCUCAAGGGUACCUACUCACUGUGAAACCAAGUAUUUCUAGUUGGAGGUGCUAAGAUGGAUACAAAGACGAAAAGCCAAAUAAGUGGUGAGAAGUAUGCUGCUGAUAUUUUAUCCAUAAGAGAAGCGCAAGCACGCAUUAAAUCAUUUAUUCACAGAACUCCAGUCUUGUGCUCUGAAACUCUGAAUUCUAUUGCUGGAAGGAAGCUAGUUUUUAAAUGCGAAUGUUUUCAGAAAGGUGGAGCUUUCAAAUUCCGAGGUGCCUGCAAUGCGAUUUUUUCACUUGAUGAUGAUCAGGCAGCUAGAGGGGUUGUAACUCACAGCAGUGGGAACCAUGCUGCAGCAUUGUCUUUGGCUGCGAAACUACGCGGCAUUCCAGCAUAUAUUGUUGUACCAAAAAAUGCUCCAAAAUGCAAAGUUGAGAAUGUCAUGCGUUACGGUGGCCAGGUUAUCUGGAGUGACGCCACUAUGCAAUCAAGAGAGGAUACUGCUAACAAGGUUUUGCAAGAAACCGGUGCAGUUCUUGUUCAUCCAUAUAAUGAUGGGCGGGUCAUAAGUGGGCAGGGUACCAUAUCACUGGAGCUUUUGGAGCAAGCCCCGCAAAUAGACACUAUAAUAGUUCCUAUAAGUGGCGGAGGUUUGAUAUCUGGGGUUGUGUUGGCUGCCAAGUCUAUCAACCCUGCUAUUCGAGUUUUAGCUGCUGAACCAAUGGGAGCAAAUGAUGCAGCUCAAUCCAAAGCAGCCGGUAGGAUUAUAACAUUGCCUGAGACCAACACCAUCGCUGAUGGACUUAGAGCUUUUCUUGGAGAUUAUACCUGGCCUAUUGUACGGGAUUUGGUUGAUGACAUCAUCACAGUGGAGGAUAAGGAGAUAAUAGAAGCCAUGCGGCUCUGUUAUGAAAUUCUAAAGGUUGCUGUAGAGCCUAGUGGAGCGAUUGGCCUUGCAGCUGUUCUAUGUAGUUUCAGGAAAAAUCCUGCUUGGAAGGGCUGCAACCACAUAGGAAUUGUACUUUCAGGGGGUAAUGUUGAUCUGCGUGUGCUUUGGGAUUCCUUUAACAAAUAAAAGUUAUACCAAAUUCUUGCCCAAUUGUAGGAUAUUUCUUUCCCUUGGCAAUGAAGCCGUUAUUAAUGAAAUGAAGUUCUGAAAGCAGCCUGUUCUUAAUUCCA